Mycena indigotica is the source of this 324-nucleotide messenger RNA. RefSeq names its product Glycoside hydrolase family 55 protein. The transcript has 4 exons. NCBI's taxonomy places the organism in Eukaryota, Fungi, Basidiomycota, Agaricomycetes, Agaricales, Mycenaceae. The record is from RefSeq and is a predicted model, not a curated record. Bases 1 to 324 code for a protein of 107 amino acids.
AUGAAAGUACUUGAUACAACCAAGUUUGAUCUUAUAACAGAUGCUGAUCCAUAUAUACCCGGAGAGAUUGGACCUGAUGGCAAUGGUGUAAACUGGUGGACAAAUCAGAAUAAUUUCUUUCGAUCUGUUCGCAACUUUGUAAUUGAUGUCACAGCCAUGUCACCAGCAGCCUUUGGUACAGGAAUUCACUGGCAAGUUGGACAGGCAACAUCAUUGAUGAACAUUGAUUUCAAGAUGAACAAGGCAGCAGGGACAAAGCAUCAAGGAGUCUUUAUGGAAAAUGGGUCUGGUGGAUUCAUGUCAGACCUCACUUUUGAUGGGUAA